AUGAGUCACUCAAGUACCGUGAUGGCGAGCAGCCAGCGUCGCGGCAAGCAAAGGCCCGCUGGUGUGCGACACGAGCAAUACGGGCUCCGGCAACCGCAUGGCCGCAUUAACACCAGUCGGGAUCAAGGCGCCGGAGCUCAGCGGCGCGCCGCCAGUCGCGAGCGCAAUCGUCAUUUGCUCGAGGAAUUCAAAGAGCUGACCCAUGAGCUUCGUGACCAGAUUGAGCGCAAACAGCAUCCCACAUUUUACCCGCGGACGCAACAACCUGGCCCAGCUGCCUCCAGUCAUGGCCCAGCCCCUGGUGGCCAGAUCCUGUACACGGCUGAUGGGCGGCCCAUGAUUCUCCUCCCCUUGGAGAACAGUGCCAGUCUCAACGCUACUACCAGGCCAGCCAACCCAGCAGAUCAUAGUUCGACCUGGUUUGAUCCUCAACCCCAGGCACAACCCUCCCACGCCCCUUCAUCUGUGAACCAAACAGGAUCUACGAGUGCACGCCAAGCAGGGGCAUCUGCGGGCAUUACCGGUACUGCCGGUCAUGCCUCGCCCCAAACAGGACAGCCCGGAUCAACUUCAGCGCCAACUCCAAUUUCCACCCCUGCACCCAGUCGGGCCACUGUCCCAUCACAUCUGCAACGUGUUUCGGUGGCGCCUGCCGCCGGUAUGUCCCCGGGCACGCCAGACGCCAGCGACGUUUUAGACAAUAGCAUGGCACAAAGCCAAACCCACAUUUUGGAAACUCAACACGAAGCCGAGGCGGUCCUGGCCGAUCUCCAGCGCCACGCCCUCGCUCCCCUAGACCCCAGCCUGAGCAUUGAGAUGAAGACCUUGAGACGAAUGCAGCUGGUCGAACAGACACAUGCCACUCAAGAGCUGGAGCAGGAGCUCACCGAUCUCAUGGAAUUGGCCAUGAAACAUGUGGCUGAAGAGGAGCUCUUGGAGGCCGCUCAAAGAGAAGGUCGCGGUCAGGAGGUGUUUGAGGAACUUGUUUCACGCCGCGAUCCUAGCAUGAUGACCUUGGCGCUCGAAGCCUCGCAACUCGAGGCCUCACUGGUGGCCAGCCACGAUCCCCAACGCCGGGGGCUUCAAGCGCCGCACCAUCCAGGUACUGCGCCAUCCACUGCACGAGCACCACCUACGACGGCUGAGGCCUACAACCAGCAAGGCGCUCGAGGCACACGCUUGAGCUCCAACUUGGACACCUUGUCUGUGCGGGACGGCGAUGCCAUUUUCAUGGAUCCCAACUCGGAGGCCCUGCAACGAGCUUGGGCUACACCCCAAGCCCCCACGCCCGCCAAGCAUCGAGGCGGACGGCCCCUUAGCAUUGCCUCAUCCGCCGGUGCCACUUCGCGCCCAGUUAGUAGUGUCUGGGGGGAUGAGAGCCUGAAUCAGUACGGCCGUGGCUCAACCAGCCAGGGUCGCACCGACCAGUAUGAGGUCAUCCUGGCCCGGAACGCUCAAAGAGCCAAUACAUUGGGCAUAACCAUCCGCAAAGAGCCCCACGCUUUGCCGCAAAUCUCCCGCGUGCGUGACCAUGUGAUCUAUAUUGGACAACAGCGUCUCGAGCUGGGCGAUAUUCUGCUCGCAGUCGAUGGUCGACCCGUCGACCCCAAUGGUGGGCACGAUGAGGCUGUCGAGAUGCUCAAAGCUAGCGGUCCCACCGUACGCUUGCUCGUUCGCCCCAUGGAGGGGCCACCCGCAGUUGGCACAGGAAACUCACGCCUCACUUCAAUUCGCGAAGCUCCAAGUCCGGCUGAGAGUCCUACACGGUCAAGCCGUACUGCCACUCUGGGCGAUGCUGCCCCCGCCGAGCAAUUCCACCCCUCUGCGAUGCCCCGAAGCCCCUCCUCUCACUCAGCGCCACCGCCUCGAUCCCCAGGUUCGAGGCAGGUGCCCCCACAGCCCCAUCCAGCCCCGCGGACACUGCCCGUGAGCAGCGUGGCACACACUGAGCCAACCCUGCGCGUUCCUUUGACCCCAGACCACGCACUACAUUCGGCACAGAACGAUGUCUUCUCCUCUGGACCCUCGACGCCGCGCAAUGUGGUCACCAAAUCUGAAAACGAGGCUGGCGCGACUUCGCACAAAGACAUGAUUCCACCCAAUCUGCAGACGUCGACGCCACUAGCUCAAGCUGUCUCAACCAUGGAGCAGACGCAUCCUCACAUGAGCGGAGACAUGGAUGAGCUACCCGAGGAGUCGGACUUUGACAUCUCCGCGGGCUCCUCGGCCCCGCCCGAUUCGCAAGAACCAGCCGCGCCCACAGUCGCCACUGGUCGUGCGAGUGGUGCGCGCCUCCUAGACCCGCCGCUUGAUACAGCCAGCGAUGACCAAGCCAGUGUAGCCUCUUCUGAUCUCUUUGGCAGCGAGGCUUCGGAACAAACGGCUGCCCCUGCCCCACGACAGCCAACAACAACAGCAGCCACACAAUCUGCAAUGGUCAAUGUGGCUAGUUCGGCGCCAAGCCGCACCCAUGUGCAACCCGUAACCGCCCCGCGACGCAUCAUUGCUGGCCCAACGGCUUCAGAUGAGGACCAACACCUCGAUGCUGAGCAGCCGUCAGAGGCAAGUAUGGGCCAACCAGCGCCUGUACCUCAGAGCAGAGCUGGCAAUCACCACAACAACGCCGAAGCAAACGAGGGAGGUGCCGUCGACGAUGAGGAGGAGGAGGAAGAUAGCCUUGACUUGAAUAUGCCCCAGCCUCAGCCUGUGCGCGCGCAAACAGUAACACAAUCCCCGGGUGCACAAGAGCAGGUGUUGGCCUCGACUCCCAAGCAACGCGAGGCCGCUCCACCCCCAACCCGAGCCUCAUGGGACCAUGGAGGUUCAAAUGAUAGCCUGAGCUCCCUCAUCAGUUCUGAAGCCGAUAGCUUGGAUAUGGGCCAGGUACCUCCGCCGCACACAGAUGCCAAACACGAGCCCAACCGCCCAGAUUCUGCGACGCAGCCACGUGCUCAAGGCCGCGCUUCGAGCACUGCAGUUGCUGCUCAGGUUCGGGAGCAAGCCGAGCCGACCGCCGCCUCAGGUCGUCUAGCAUCUCUCUUGGAUGAUGUUGACGUAGUGGAGCAGAUCAACGAUCGCAGUGCCAUGGAGCAUGUCCCAAGCACCACCGCACCUAUGAGAGACGGUGCCGCCCCGCCGUCCGGCCCACUACGCCAGCGACUGGCUGCUUUAACGAGCGCGCUGCGCGAUACAGGUUUUGGCCGGUUGUAUACCGAAAUAGAUCUCGGAUUUGAUGUCGAAUCACCAGAGCUACACCGUGCCGCAGUCGGGCUUCUAGAGCAGAUCGACCGAGGUGAGAGCAUCAACAAACCUGUUGGACCAACGGGCAGCGCUAUGCCCGGUGAUGGCCACUUGCAGGCUUUGCUACUCGCGCUUCUGCGCGUAAUGGAGCAGCAACAGCCACCGCUCAUAACCGAGAGCUUUGUCCGGCACCAGUGUGGGCCCGUUCCCUGCUACGAGGAGCGCGCGCUCACGGAUUCGCUCAGCCCUGAGCAGACCAACUUUUUUCAUGAUUGCUUGGACUGCCUAUGCGCCUUGACCACCGCUGGUGCUGGCUAUGACCUGCACCCCAAUGCGGGUCAUGAACCACGUGCGGAUACGGACAGUCAUCCAGCAGUCAUCAAUAAGAGCAAAGGUCGAUCCAAAUCUACACCUGCUGCCUCGGGUGUGAGUCAAGGCGAAUCAACGCGAAAAGGCGGGUUCUUUCGACGACUGUCGGCGCGCUCAUCGCGCCGUAAAACACAGGCAUCCAAGUCCACAGCUGCGAGCUCCACUACAGCUGGUGAUGUAGGCGACAAGCCAACUCUGGCCACAGCUGCGCGAGUGGUCGCGGCCCUUGCCACGCCGCACCUGCUUCCGAUUCCCGUGACGAUCAACGUGGACAGUCUGCACCAGGCAGAGCACUACCGCCUGCGUGCGGAACGAUUGCGUGUGCAGCACGACCUACAGCGGUUGUUGUAUGCCGUUUUGAAUGAGGAGGACUCAGAUCAGGAGCUGGGUGUGGGCACCAGUGGGCAGGAGUUGACUGCAGUUGAGGCCCAACAAGCCCUGGAGAACCUGAUCUUCGUGGGAGAGCCGCAUUUACUGCUGCGCGCCAUUCUCACGACAUGGCCCAUGGGUGCGGCAGACUUUAGCGAGGCCCUGGUUGUGCUAGCAAUUGCGCGCGGUGGGGCCGCUUUGGGUCCCUUGGUGCAACACGCCGUGCGUGUUGAAUUGCAAGAGACCAAGGGCAGCAACGAGGUAUUUCGCGGCAACUCCAUCCGAGUGCGCUGUCUACGCAUGCUGCUUCGCACCACGUGCCGAGGAUAUCUGUUGGACAUUCUGCAGGAGCCGCUGCAGCGCAUCCUCGGUGAUGCCAAGCUGUAUCAACAAGACGCUCGCCGCAAAGGCAAGGCCGAGCGUCAGCAUCAGGUGGCUGUGGCUACAGUGGUUCAGGACAUCUUGAACCGUCUGUAUCAGGAGCUCAAUGCUGUGCCCUUGGCUCUGCGUCAUGUUCUUGCGGUCGUGCGCAGCGAGUCAGUGCUGCAGUCCACCACGCUGGAAUGGUCAGUCCUGCGCACAAUGUUCUUCCUGCGUUUUCUCUGCCCAGCCUUGUCAAAUCCGGUCGAGUACGGACUGCUGGAGGGCGAGGUGGGCUCCGAUGGAGCAGCGGCGUUGGUUCUCGUGUCCCAGGUACUGCAGGCCGUGGGCAAUGGGUCUGGCCCUGUGCGUGGGAGCGUGAGCAGCACCUUCCAAGAGCUUAUUCUAUCCAACCAGGAGAAGGUUGAGCGAUUUCUCCAGGCCGCCAGCCUGUCCAUUCCGGGAGCCAUCGUCGACGUGGAAGCGUCUUUGGUGCCGAUUCAGGCGCAACUCUCAACCUAUUGUGACUCGGCACGCGGUAUCGUGGUCCAGCAGCUUGUUGAUCAAGAGGCAAUGUUGAGUGCAGCACUUAAGGAAGAGGUCUCCGUCCCGGUCAAAGACCCACAUCUUGGCUACCGCGUGAUGUUGCGCUUUUUGCACCGAUGCGUCCUUGAGGGCGCUCAGAACGACGUGCUUGCCAACAUGGACCCGGACAGCUUACCCAUCCCCACAAACCACAUCAAACGGGCUAACAGCACGACUCCCACAGCGUCUUGUUUUGAGGCCUUCUACGUGCAAUGGCUAGAAUCCUCUGGUUUACAAGUGGCCAUCAUCCCGUACUCUGCCAGCGAUGAGUUGCUGGAGACAAUCAUGGGCAGCGUAAACGGGGUGCUCUUCACAGGAGGCGAGCUUGGACUGCAGAUGAACAGCACCUACUAUCAAACAGCCAACAAGAUCUUGCAGCAGGUCAAGGCCAAGAAUGAUGCGGGCACACACUUUCCGCUCUGGGGAACGUGCAUGGGGUUCCAGCUCUUGCACAUUUUAGUGGCCAACAACGAGUCGGCACUGUCACGCAACGCAUUUGACAGCGAGGAUAUCAGCCUGCCACUAAUCUUUACUCAAGAAGCCAGCACGUCGCGGCUAUUCGGCGGGCUGCCUGCAAAUAUGCAGCACAAUCUGGCAACCGAAAAUUUGACAUCAAAUCUUCAUCACGACGGUGUUGCGCCGACGGCUUACAGCGACUACCCAGAGCUGGCUGCGUUUUACUCUGUGCUGAGUACCAACACGGAUCGGCAGGGCAAGGCCUUUGUGUCAAGCGUUGAAAGCAAGAACUAUCCCAUCUUUGCUGUGCAGUGGCAUCCUGAGCGUCCGCAAUUUGAAUGGGUGGAGGAUCGUCAUAUCAAUCAUAGCUUGGACGCCAUCGAAGCCAUGCAGUACGUCGGGCGCUUUCUCAGCAGCCAAGUUCGCCAAAAGUACGUGUUGCACAGUGCGCUCCUGGUGCACAAGGCACGGGGCAUGGCAUGA
Monosiga brevicollis MX1 is the source of this 5862-nucleotide messenger RNA. RefSeq lists its product as uncharacterized. Gene Ontology annotation, biological process: tetrahydrofolylpolyglutamate metabolic process; regulation of GTPase activity. Gene Ontology annotation, cellular component: vacuole. The record is from RefSeq and is a predicted model, not a curated record. The transcript is spliced from 12 exons. NCBI's taxonomy places the organism in Eukaryota, Choanoflagellata, Craspedida, Salpingoecidae. Gene Ontology annotation, molecular function: gamma-glutamyl-peptidase activity; protein binding. Bases 1 to 5862 code for a protein of 1953 amino acids.